This is a messenger RNA of Polyodon spathula (Mississippi paddlefish), 2097 nucleotides long. RefSeq names its product angiopoietin-related protein 3-like. The transcript is spliced from 7 exons. The record is from RefSeq and is a predicted model, not a curated record. Gene Ontology annotation, biological process: phospholipid catabolic process; phospholipid homeostasis; cholesterol homeostasis. The coding region runs from base 69 to 1466 and encodes 465 amino acids. NCBI's taxonomy places the organism in Eukaryota, Metazoa, Chordata, Actinopteri, Acipenseriformes, Polyodontidae.
GGGAGGGCAUCCUUGUUCCAGGGAGGCAGUCUGCAGGUCAUUGCCAUCGCUGUAGGGGUGUUGUAAAGAUGAAGUCUCAUUACCUUCUGCUGUUUUUAUUCUUUUCCUGCACGUUUUCCAGCAAAGCGGAGAAGGAAGACUCCUUCACGUUCAGCCACACACCUACUGAAAUGAGAUCCAGGUUCGCCAUGCUGGACGACGUCAGAAUCUUAGCCAACGGCCUGCUGCAGUUGGGGCACGGCCUCAAAGACUUUGUUCACAAGACCAAGGGCCAGAUCAACGAGAUCUUCAACAAGCUCAACAUCUUCGACAGGUCCUUCAACAACCUCUCCCUCCAGACCAACGAAAUCAAAGAGGAGGAAGAACAGCUCAAGAGAACCACUACGAUCCUGCAGGCCAACAACCAAGAGAUCAAAAACAUGUCGCUGCAAAUAUACUCCAAAAUAAACGAGAUCCUGAACGACCGCAGCCAUCUGGAAACCAAGCUGGGAGGACUGGAGGAAAGACUGAAUGGGCUCACCCACAGCCUGCCUCAAGCAUCCGAGCUGAAAGAGGUGUCGUCUCUCAAGAAUGUCAUCGAUAGUCAAGACAAAAAUAUCCAAGACCUUCUCAAAGUUGUAGGUGAACAACACAACCAGCUGGACCAUCAGAAGAACCAAAUCAAAGACCUGGAAGAAAAGCUCGGCUACGGUGUCUUCUACGAGAAUGCAGAAAAGUCGUUUUCCUCCAAGCACGGGGACGAGUCCAGAACGAUGCAGUACCUGCCAAACAACGCAACAAAUCGAACCUCAGAAAACACUGGCCUCCCUGCAGACUGCAGCGACAUUUACAACAGCGGAGUAAAGACCAGUGGCCUUUAUCCAAUCCAGCCGCAUCAGUCAGAGCCAUUCAACGUGUACUGCGAAAUGACAGAAGAGGCUGGCUGGACACUUAUCCAGCACAGAACAGACGGAUCGGUGGACUUCGACCAGCCCUGGGAGAAAUAUGAACAUGGAUUUGGAGCUCUUGAAAGAGAAUUCUGGCUAGGCUUGGAGAAGAUCUAUUCAAUCUCCCAGCGAGGGCCCUCCAUUCUCCACAUUGACCUGGCAGACUGGAGGAAAGAGCAGCGCUUCAUGGAGUACACGUUCACUCUGGAAGGCAGGGAGCAGGACUACACUCUCCACCUGAGCCAGGUUAAGGGGGAGCUCCCCGACUCAAUGAGCAACCACACUGGAAUGAGGUUCUCCACCAAGGACAGAGACAACGACAACAAGGAGGAUUCCAACUGCGCCGAGGACUACUCAGGCGGAUGGUGGUUUAACGCGUGCGGAGACACCAACCUGAACGGCAGGUACAUUCGCGCGCGCUCCAAGGGGCGCUUGGACAGGAGGAGAGGGAUCUACUGGAAGCCGGGCAAAGGAAGCUCCUACUCUCUUGUGUCCACUAAAAUCAAAAUCCGCCCCCGAGAUGUGGAAAGCUUUGAUUAGGAGUUGUGCCUCUGUGUUUAUUUGGUGCACUGGAAAUGAUUACUGAGUUUGCAUAUUCACAACCACUAACACUGUAUCACUGACUCAUAUUCACGACCACUAGCACUGUAUCACUGACUCAUAUUCACGACCACUAGCACUGUAUCACUGACUCAUAUUCACGACCACUAGCACUGUAUCACUGACUCAUAUUCACGACCACUAGCACUGUAUCACUGACUCAUGUUCACGACCACUAACACUGUAUCACUGACUCAUAUUCACAACCACUAACACUGUAUCACUGACUCAUGUUCACGACCACUAGCACUGUAUCACUGACUCAUGUUCACGACCACUAGCACUGUAUCACUGACUCAUAUUCACAACCACUAACACUGUAUCACUGACUCAUGUUCACGACCACUAGCACUGUAUCACUGACUCAUAUUCACAACCACUAACACUGUAUCACUGACUCAUAUUCACGACCACUAACACUGUAUUAUUGAGUCACAUUGACUUACUUUAGUAUUUUCCACAUACAAUAAAGCACUGUAUAUAUAUUUUUUGUUACAAAAUGCUGUAACUGCCAUGUUUACAAGAGUUUGCUUUUCUACUUCAAAAUUAAAGCAUAUUUAUGAACCAAAAA